CUUUGCGACGCUCAGAGAUUCUCACCAUGAAGCUCCUGUCACUGUUCCUGGUCGUGACCCUGUUUGGCCUGAUCAACUGGACCAGUGCCAUGCCUGACGCCGACCCAGAGGCUGACCCAGCUGGCUUCGGCAGGUUUCAUGGUGGAGGUGGCGGUCAUGGCUUCCAUAGGGGACACGGCCAUGGAGUCGGAAGGGUUCAUGGCCAAGGCUUUGCAAGGGGUCACAAUCGUGGCUUCGGUGCUCGUCAUGGCCAAGGCAUUUACGGAUAAUGAAAAAGACGCCAGAUAUAUACCACUGCAAUCAACCCAUUUGUAUGCCAGAGAUGCAAAUCUUUAUCAUACUGUAGGAUGGAAUUCAUCUCCUUGUU
Penaeus indicus is the source of this 367-nucleotide messenger RNA. RefSeq names its product holotricin-3-like. The transcript has 2 exons. The record is from RefSeq and is a predicted model, not a curated record. The coding region runs from base 27 to 269 and encodes 80 amino acids. Lineage: Eukaryota; Metazoa; Arthropoda; Malacostraca; Decapoda; Penaeidae.